GUAGCUCGUAAAUAUUCAGUGAUGGCACCAGGUGGGAGAGUACGUCGUUCGCGCACUGGAUCUACCCCUUCUACUCGUGAAGUGACGGAGCUAGCAUCGCCGUCACAUGUUGCAUCGCAGGCGUCUGAUCCCUCGGUCGCGCAUACACCGGGCACUGCAUCGUCGUCGACCAGCCGACGAGGACGUGGACCCACGCGUGGGUUACUUUUAGAGCAACUUACGCAUGAGGGUAGGGUGACGGUAGAGUUCCCACAGGACUGCAUUAGACCUAUUGGGAACAAUGCCAUGUUGUUUACGUCGGAGGUCGGUGUCUUAUGCCCAUCUCUGAUCCCCCCAUCACUCCCCGUUGGGGAGAUGUGACAGAUGAUGUGCGGCA
This is a messenger RNA of Magnolia sinica, 376 nucleotides long. RefSeq lists its product as uncharacterized. The coding region runs from base 22 to 360 and encodes 112 amino acids. The transcript has 2 exons. NCBI's taxonomy places the organism in Eukaryota, Viridiplantae, Streptophyta, Magnoliopsida, Magnoliales, Magnoliaceae. The record is from RefSeq and is a predicted model, not a curated record.